CAAUUCUUUGCCACUGGAUAAUGGAAAAGAAUGACUCAAUGACAUUCAUAAAGAAAGAAGACCAAAGGGAGCAAAGAAUCAUGGAGACAGAAAAGAAGGUAUGGGCAUGUGACUUCUUUUAUCUAAUUCUAGGACAAGACAGAUAACAACCCUUUUUAACUCUCUCUAUAUAUUUACUCAUUUGCUUUCAUUAUUCAUUCCAUUUGGACUAUUCCCAAUUUCCCAUCCUUCAGAAUCCAUGGCAAGGUUUGUCCUUUCCUUAAUACUUCUCUCCUUUGCUCUCUACAUGGCUGGCAUGAUAGUGUCUGGCUCUAGUCCCACAGACUUCAUCAAGUCCUCGUGCAAGGCAACACGCUAUCCUGAUUUAUGCGUUGAGUGUCUAUCAGGAUAUGCUAGCGCGAUUCAACAAAAUGAAAAACAUUUAGCUGAAGUUGCUUUGUCAGUGAGUCUAGCAAGGGCUAAAUCAGCCACUGAUUAUGUAACUACAUUAACUAAAGUUAGAGGAAUAAAGGCUAGAGAGUAUCAAGCUGUGAAAGACUGCAUAGAGAAUAUGGGAGAUAGUGUAGAUAGACUAAGUCAGUCAAUCAAGGAGCUUGGCCAUAUGGGUGGAGCUGUUGGUCAGGAUUUUGUUUGGCAUAUGAGUAAUGUGCAGACUUGGGUUAGUGCUGCAUUAACUGAUGAAAACACUUGUCUUGAUGGUUUUGCUGGCCGUCGUAUGGAUGGAAGUGUGAAGGCUGCCAUUAAGCAUAGGAUUACCAAUGUUGUUAAAGUCACCAGCAAUGCACUUGCAUUAGUUAAUCGCUUUGCAUCUAGACACCGCAGUUCUGCAUCUGGUGAAAAGCCUUAGAUUUUUGUCUUCGUGGAUUGUUGUUUCUGUGUGAUACUAUAAAGUUUGUUUCUGGCUGGCCUGGUUUGUCUUCAAGCAUCUAAUCUAAGUUUGCUACCUUACAUAUAUGUAAAUGUAAACACAAAAUGAAUUGAAAUGAGUGUUGUGUGAUAACUGUGGCUCUGUUUCUUGUAAAAUAGUAAUUAAACAUGAUCAAUAUAUAUACAUCUCUUUCUUUCUAAGUCAA
Molecule: messenger RNA, 1073 nt
Organism: Jatropha curcas
Lineage: Eukaryota; Viridiplantae; Streptophyta; Magnoliopsida; Malpighiales; Euphorbiaceae
Product: pectinesterase inhibitor 7
Biological process (GO): negative regulation of catalytic activity
Molecular function (GO): enzyme inhibitor activity
Source: RefSeq, a predicted model, not a curated record